Molecule: messenger RNA, 1097 nt
Organism: Aspergillus melleus
Lineage: Eukaryota; Fungi; Ascomycota; Eurotiomycetes; Eurotiales; Aspergillaceae
Exons: 1
Coding region: 110-1063 (317 amino acids)
Source: RefSeq, a predicted model, not a curated record
GUCCCGUUUGCUAUCUGAACGCGGCCAAUUUUGUCACUCGUUUCGAAUCUCUCCCCAUCUAUCUGCUUUAACAUCUCAACUUACCUCCUUUUACAUCGUUGGGAUCGAUAUGCUGCAAGCCAACCAUCCAAGGGGCCCCGGGCUCUCCUGCAUCUUCGAGCCUGCGGUGGCACCAUUUCCACCUCCUGAACAAUCGGACACCGACCUCUCCCAGCGCUUCUAUCGAACAGUCGACGGCGUGGAGGAGCCUCACUCGCCCAUCCCAGACUCGCCUGUGCCCAGAGAAACGCCCGGAUGCACCGCCAAAAGAACCGAACAGCAGCAGCAGGCGCUCCAAGAGACACGACUCGGCGCCCUCGACACCCUCCACCUCUGCCGCAACGUCAUAACGACCCUCGAGCUCACCCGGCUGCGCAAGUCCCGCGUCGGCCUCUACAACUGGCUCGGGUUCUGGGACCGGCUGUACGAGCGACCCUUCGCACACAGCCUAGCGUCCUGUGUCAGCACGGCGCUCUCCAAAAUCGACUUGCUGUUUCGAGUCGUCUCUGACGACCUACACCAACUAACGCAACGCACCGAACACGCCGUGGUGUCCGCGACCUCCGAGCGCGAGAUCUUCUACCUGCUUGAGCGCAUGGAAGACGACGUGGAGGUGCGGCGUCUUCGCCGCCGGCGUAAGGCGCAGGUCAUUCUGAGCAAGAUGCGUGCCGAGCUAGAGAUGAUUCCCAUGAAGGUGGGCGACGAUCUGUUCGACGACAUGAAGCGCGGCGUGUUUGCCCUGGACGUCGUCUGCGACUAUCACCCUGGAGACACGGUCGCCGAGGCCCACGAAACUACCUGGCCUGAUCAUUUCACCGGUCAGCCCGUUGAUCACGUUGAGCUCUCACCUUACCUGUAUCAGCAGUCUCAACAGUCUCAAGCGUCGGCGGCUUCGGGGGCGUUUAUGCCCUUGGGGUCGUAUACAGCGAAUAAUACCUCUUUGGGAUCUUUGGAUAUCGAUGUUGAUGGUAGUGCUGCUGUUGGGUGGACUGGUCGUCCCUCUCGGAGGUAUGAUCCAUGGUGAUUAUUGGGUGAACUUGUUGAUUUUCUUAUCUUUG